Messenger RNA from Equus caballus (horse), 3906 nucleotides. RefSeq names its product WD repeat domain 75 (gene WDR75). Gene Ontology annotation, molecular function: RNA binding; protein binding. The record is from RefSeq and is a predicted model, not a curated record. Lineage: Eukaryota; Metazoa; Chordata; Mammalia; Perissodactyla; Equidae. Gene Ontology annotation, biological process: positive regulation of transcription by RNA polymerase I; positive regulation of rRNA processing. Gene Ontology annotation, cellular component: nucleolus.
CACCCGGCCUCCGUAAAGGAAGUUUUGGGCGGGGCCCGCGGGCGCGAGGUUUUGCGUCUGCGCGAAGAUGGUGGAGCAGGAGAGAGUCCGCGUGGUUCGUUGUGGCGGCAGCGAGUUGAACUUUAGGAGAGCGGUGUUCUCUGCGGAUUCUAAGUAUAUCUUCUGUGUCUCUGGAGACUUUGUUAAAGUUUAUAGCACAGCUACAGAAGAAUGUGUACACAUAUUGCAAGGGCACAGAAAUCUGGUGACUGGCAUCCAACUCAACCCCAACAACCAUCUACAGUUAUAUUCUUGUUCCUUUGAUGGCACAAUUAAACUGUGGGACUAUGUGGAUGGCAUUUUGAUAAAGACUUUCAUAGUUGGACAUAAACUUCAUGCCCUCUUUACUGUUGCUCGUGCUGAAGAUUCUGUCUUUGUUACAAUAAAUAAAGAAAAACCAGAUAUAUUUCAGCUGGUUUCAGUGAAACUGCCAAAAUCAUCAAGCCAAGAAAUAGAGUCUAAGGAGCUUUCCUUUGUUUUGGAUUACAUAAACCAGUCACCCAAGUACAUCGCCUUUGGAAAUGAGGGAGAAUACGUUGCUGCAGUACGGGACUUUUACUUGUCUGUUUAUUUUUUCAAAAAGAAAACAACAUCAAGGUUUACUUUAUCAUCAUCAAGAAAUAAGAAGCAUGCUAAGAACAAUUUUACAUGUGUGGCAUGUCACCCAAAGGAAGAUUGCAUAGCAACUGGUCACAAGGAUGGCAAGAUCCGUCUUUGGAGGAAUUUUGAUGAUGAUAAGAAAUAUACAUACACAUGUUUACAUUGGCACCAUGAUAUGGUUAUGGAUUUGGCUUUUUCAGUGACAGGCACCAGCCUGCUGAGUGGUGGCCGUGAGUCUGUCCUUGUCGAGUGGCGCGAUGCAGCAGAGAAGAAUAAGGAGUUCCUCCCCCGUUUAGGAGCUACUAUUGAACAUAUCUCCGUCUCCCCAGCGGGGGAUUUGUUCUGUACUUCUCACUCUGAUAAUAAGAUAAUAGUCAUUCACCGAAACCUUGAGGCAUCCGCAGUAAUUCAAGGCCUAGUGAAAGACAGCAAUAUCUUUACUGGUUUGAUGAUUGAUCCAAGAACUAAAGCUUUGGUUUUGAAUGGAAAACCUGGCCACUUGCAGUUUUAUUCUCUCCAGAGUGAUAAGCAGUUAUACAACUUGGAUAUUGUACAGCAAGAAUAUAUCAAUGAUUACGGUCUGAUCCAAAUUGAGCUAACAAAGGCUGCAUUUGGCUGCUAUGGUAACUGGCUUGCAACGGUGGAACAACGUCAAGAAAAGGAAACAGAGCUGGAGUUGCAAAUGAAACUGUGGAUGUAUAAUAAGAAAACACAAGGGUUUGUUCUUAAUACAAAGGUUAACAUGCCACAUGAAGACCACAUCACAGCUCUCUGUUUCUGUAAUGCAGAAAAAUCUGAAAACCCCACCUUGGUUACAGCUAGUAAAGAUGGUCACUUCAAAGUGUGGAUAUUAACAGAUGAUUCUGACAUAUACAAAAAAGCUGUUGGCUGGACCUGUGACUUCGUCGGUAGUUAUCACAAAUACCAAGCAACUAACUGUUGUUUCUCUGAAGAUGGCUCUUUACUAGCAGUUAGUUUUGAGGAAAUAGUUACAAUAUGGGAUUCAGAGACAUGGGAACUUAAAUGUACAUUUUGUCAACGAGCUGGGAAAAUAAGGCACCUUUGCUUUGGGAGACUGACUUGUUCAAAGUAUCUUCUUGGUGCUACUGAAAAUGGUAUUCUUUGCUGUUGGAAUCUGCUCAGUUGUGCAUUGGAAUGGAGUGCAAAAUUAAACGUUAGAGUUAUGGAGCCUGAUCUUAAUUCAGAGAACAUUGCUGCAAUCUCUCACUCUUCCAUGGGUUCAGACUUGUUUGUAUUUAAACCUAGUGAGCCAAGGCCAUUGUAUAUUCAAAAGAAUAUCUCCAGGGAGGAAGUCCAGUGGGGAGUGUUUGUCCCACGAGAUGUUCCUGAAUCAUUCACCUCAGAAGCUUACCAGUGGCUGAACAGAUCCCAGUUUUACUUUCUAACAAAAUCGCAGAGUUUAUUGACAUUAAGUACAAAGUCUCCAGAAGAGAAACUCACACCCACGAGCAAACAGCUACUAGCAGAAGAAAGUCUUCCGACAACCCCAUUUUAUUUCAUAUUGGGAAAGCACAGGCAACAGCAGGAUGAGAAAUUAAAUGCAGCUUUAGAGAAUGAACUGGUACAACUACCCCUAACAGAAAACAUACCCGCAAUUAGUGAGCUGCUUCACACUCCAGCCCAUGUACUACCCUCUGCUUCCUUCCUGUGCUCCAUGUUUGUAAAUUCCUUGCUGCUGUCAAAGGAGUCUAAGAGUGCUGAAGAAAUUCCUGAUGAUGUGGACAUGGAAGAAGAAAAAGAAAGAGAUGAUUCAGAUGAAGAAAAUGACUUUACUGAAAAGGUCCAGGAUACAGAUAACACAGAUUUGGGUGAAGACAUUAUACAUCAGUUGUCAAAAUCUGAAGAAAAAGAACUGAGAAAAUUCAGGAAAGUGGACUACAGCUGGAUAACUGCUCUUUAAGCCUUAGAGAUGGGGGUGGGUUCUUGUACUUUUUUUUGUAUGUUGAUACUCAAAAAACAUCUUUUUUAAUGUUUUCUCUGUUCUUAAAAUAUUAAAUAUUAACAGACUUUACUUUUUAAAUAACUGGUAAUAUGAAGCUCUGUUUGCAUCCUGCGUUCCAGUUGCUGGGUACAUUCAGAUACACAUCGUCUCAUUUUUAUUUUGAGUCACAUCAGCCUUAGAAAAUAGCUAGAUAUUUUUUUCACAGGAGAUAUAGCAGAGCUGGGAGUUGAAAUUAUGUAGCAUAUGUCCCCUUAUCUGCAAUUUGGCGAUAUAAAAUAUUUUGAAAAUCAAAGGUUUUGUUGAUGAUAUUGUUGUUAAAUUUGAUGCCAAAAUUCAUUUGGUGGCCAAAUAUGACCUGAACCUGAUGUAAGGUUUUCUAUAGUCCUGAUUCAUCCCUCGUAAGUGUAUUUAUUUCUCUUGGAGAAAUUUAGAGGAAUAAUUUGAUUAUGUUGUGUUCCACAGACCCCACUGAGAGUUUUAUAUGAUAACGUGGGCUGCCUAAAUCCGAAAAAUUCUAAAUUCAAAUAUCUGGCCCCAAGCGUUUCAGAUGAGGGCUUGUCUGCCAUACUUGUAAAUAGAAUUUUCAUGACAGCCUUGGAAGAGAAGAAGAGCUGGUAUUACUCUGUGAAUGUUAUGACUGUAUAUUGAGACAAAGAAGUACUUUUUAACCAAAGUCCUAUUGCUAGUAGAAAAGAAUCUGUCUCCCCUGUGUUAUGUUAAAGUAGUGAAGUUGCUACAUUUUAACCACUUAGCAUUUGAAGUUUUCCUUAUAUACUUCUACAAAAUUUAUAUUAAAAAGUUAAUCCAAAACAGUAAGGUGUAGAAAUCAUAAGAGCACGUCUAAAUGAAUGUACGCAAAAUUGCUGUUGAGAGAAUUUUUAGGAUGUGAGAGUUGGUAUCCAUGUAAGGCCUAUGGUAUUUUUUAAAUAACUGCUAGAUUGAGAUAUAACUCACAAACUAUAUACUCCACCCAUUUAAGGUAUGCAGUUCAGUAGUUUUGUAGAAUAUUCACAGUUGUGCACCAUCACCACAAUCAAUUUUAGAACAUUUUCAUCACCUAAAAACUUUUACAUUAUUUACAUUAUGUGAGGCAUAAAUUGUUCUACUGUCUGAUCUAUUAAAUUUCGGUCCCUUUGCACAGUUAGUUUGUGAGGCCAGUGUUUGAGGUUUAUUCUGGUCCCAGGAGGAUUCUUUCCAGCUGUCUCUUUUCCUGAUUCUUUCUGGUAAACUCUCUGAUUUAUGGUUUAGCUUGUUGAUCUCAGGGAGCCACAAGCCUCUUAAUUAAAAUACUUAAGUGCCUAUCA